Leopardus geoffroyi (Geoffroy's cat) is the source of this 3442-nucleotide messenger RNA. RefSeq names its product KIAA0040 ortholog. The record is from RefSeq and is a predicted model, not a curated record. Bases 134 to 433 code for a protein of 99 amino acids. NCBI's taxonomy places the organism in Eukaryota, Metazoa, Chordata, Mammalia, Carnivora, Felidae. The transcript has a single exon.
CUGGUAACAGGUGCAUGCCCAAGCCCAGGGCUCGAAGAGGAAGAAAUUGCAAGUGGACAAGGCUGUCUCAGCUUGAGCCCAGGACUUUCUAGUGAGCUACGAGUUUCCUGUGGCCCCAGCCUAGCCCGGCGCCAUGGAGAAGAUCAGCUCUUUCUUCAGCAUCAUUUGGGACACCAUCUUGACCAAACACCAACAGGGCCUCUUUAACACCAUCUGCCUGGGCAUCCUGCUGGGACUGCCACUACUAGUGGUCAUGACAUUCAUCUUCAUCUGUUGCCACUGCUGCUGGAGCCGGCCAGGCAAGAGUGGCCCACAGCCGGAGCGAAACAAAGGGAAGAAGAAAAAGAAGAAGAGGAAGGCUGAGGAAGACCUCUGGAUCUCUGCUCAGCCCAAGCUUCUCCAGAUGGAAAAGAGGCCAUCACUGCCUGUCUAGUUAGGCAGGGAGCAGAGGCGUCCUUCCUCGGGGACUAAGCCACCUUCCAAAUACACACGGGCUAGAGAGCAGCAAUGCCCAAAGUGAUGCAUUCAUGUCCACAGAGGAACUAACCAAGGGACGAACCUCAGGCUGAGCGUCCCCAUGGAGGACACCCCAGAAAGAAUAUGGACAGUUCUUGGGCACUGUCUUGGCAGCUAUGUGUCCGAUAACAAUGCUCUUUACCACAGACUCAGGCAUCUUUUCCACCUGCAUCCCGCAAGCUCCAUCCGCAAAAGUACAAGGAACAUUUGUCCAUACAUCUUGACACGUCUCCCAAAUGCACACACAUGCCCACCAUGCACACAAUAGUGCCCACACGCACACACAUAUACACACACGUGUGAAUUCAGGCAACAGGUACCUGGGCAAAUAUAUUCUGUUCAUCAAAUGGUCAUUGACAACCUACUUUGUACAAGUACAUCAUCUUCUCUCCCAAAAAUUUCUCAUAGGAAGGCCUGGCUGGAUUCGGGCACACGUGCACAAUUACAUACCCAGAUAAGGUACCUGUCCACCGUCUACUCCAUACGCCACUCAGGUUAGAGAUAUGUGUUUUCCUAUUCCUAUCCCCACACAACCUUUUACUGGAAAUCCUCGUAUUUGGGCACUCCAGCAAUAUACAACUGUAUCAGGUUGUGCAUCGACACAGACACGCCAAGUUCCUGUGUUUCUCAUAUGGGAGAAAAAGUUUCAAGUGAGGUGGAUCAAAAUCCAUUGAAAGCUGUAUCUUGCAACUCAUGACAAGGUCCCCAUCACCAUGGAUCAGUAUCGAAUGCUGUCUAAGACCUCUUUUUGAGACGCUACCCCCAGAACCACUCAGCAAGGUGCCCUUCUCCAAGCACAAACUAACAGCUCUUGGUGGUGACUUCUAGAAUGUUCUGGAAACCAAGGAUACUCCAUUCACUUCUGUGAACUGCAGUUGUGAGCCUGUGCAAUGUUUUACAGACGGGAAGGAGAUGCUACAUCUGACAGACACCUGACCUAGGGAUUUCCUAUGUAACCAAAGCUUCUCAGCAGGGAAGGAAUUGAAGCAAUAUCCGGUACAGUCUCGCGAAAGGCACACUGGAAACAAUUUCAUAAGGUUGUAAUGGAUGUGUGGCAUGUUGCAGAUGGGAUACAGAAGUUACAGAGUUUAAAUGAAAGUAGAGCGAAGCUAUAUAGAGGUUUAUUAAUAUUUAUCUUGAAGCUCAGGCAAGUGCCUUGCACACAGUAGGUACUCAGAACUGUCUGUGGAUGCUGUUGGAUACGUGAUGAUGUUGAGGGUCAACGUGUAAUACCUCGCCAAUCCCCCCGAGUGACCUUCUGUUCUGAGCCCACUAAUUGCUCCAACGGAUGGAAGUUGGGUAUUGAGUGCCUCACAGGCAUGCGCAGAACCGACAGUCAGCUUGGCCUGUGCGCCCCGAGAUCCACGACUGAGUUGAGGCGAGUGUCUCCCCACCAGGCUGAGGUUGGGAGGCCGAGUUAAUCCACAUACGUGAGGAGAUGGUUGGUAUUUUGAUUGUAUUGUGACUAUAUGACAAAGAUGGAUACUUCCCAAAUUGGAAGCGGGUUGUGCUCUGAAAGGUCACUUGCAAAUCUGCUGGGUAGCUCUCUUGAAAUAUUUUCCCACAGAAGCUGUUCUAGGAGGCAGUAAAAUUGCAAUUUAAUUAACAAUGUAGCUAAACUAUGAUAUCUAUAGUAGCAAGAAGCUAAAUUCUGCAGUAUUGUGUUCAUGGCAAAAUGUCCUCCGUUUGCUCUCUUGUGCUGCCUGGUACUCACCUGCCCUGCAGGUAUUCUCCGGGCCUGUGGGGGCAGGCAUCUCACGGUGACUGCUGCAUCCGUCUUCUAACCGGCGACCCUGUGAGGCAGAAUUCAGGCCUUCCCGUGUUUUAAAACCAGUCGCAUCCACCUUCUCACACCAGGUGGCCCCAAAUGCCCUGGCUGCUCAGACCCCCUAGUCAUAAGCCCCUUCUAGCAGAGAAAGAAGCACUCUCUGGCUGGCUGUCCCCUUGUACACGGACGCUCGUCAUGGAGCAGCUGGCUGUCCCCUUCCCAUCACAGGACGAUUGCUCAUCGCCCCACACCAAAUGCACAUGCCUCCCCACGCCCUUCCUGCCCCCCUAAGAUGGAUGACCUUGGGGAGACACGGAGCUGACGGCUGAGGCUGGGUGUCAGAUGUGAUCUAGGAGAAAGGAUCGCUCGGAUCCGGGACCACACAAGUAACAUGGUUGCCAUGGCAACUGGCUGCUAGCUUGAAUUAAGACGGCAGUCAGUCAGUUGUCAUUGCCAGGACGAGGCCUCUGUCUCCAGGUGCAGCACCCCACUGUCCCCUAAUCAAAUGGAUCUGAACUACCUCCAGGCGCGAAACACCCAGAAGCUCUCUUCUCACUUGUUUCCAUAGCCCAGGACUUAGGAGACCCAGAUGCUGAACGAGGCUUAUGUUUUCCCCACCCCCGCCGCCUCCCUGAUAGCCUUCACCAGGGUCCCCCCAACACCAUCCAGGGUGCCAUAGGCCCCCAAACUUCUGUGGAGUAAGUGGGUCCAUGAAAGGAGCCCCGUGAAGUCACUGGAGUCACUCCCUGUUCCUCCCAUCAUCCUUAUCUUCCUCUCCCAUGUUUCCUUCUCAUCUCAUUCCUGCUUCUCCCGGCAUCCCCACCCCAGGUCCACCCCUUAUUCCUCUUCACUUUUACUCCUUCUCCCCAACCAGCACAGGCUUGGGGAGGAGUCCCCGGGCCGAGAUCUGAACAACUCCAGCCAAACUCAUCCACCGUCAUCAGAGAAGGCCUCCUCCCCACUGCUCAAUGUAUUCUGGUGGCUUUUUUAUUUCUUGGGGGGGAGGGGCAGGGGAGUGGGGAAUGUAGAGAAAGGGCAGUCACCUUCUCAAGAAGAGUAUAAAUGGUCCAAGCGGUAUAGUGUUUGUCAGAACUUUUUUCUAGAAAAUUCAAACACAUGCAAAAGAAAAAUUUAUUUAAAUAAAAUAUUUGGCAGACA